AUGCUGGCCUUGAUACCACCUCCGCAUGAUCGGAAUCAAUCCGAACCCUGCAGUGUGUGGUUACGACGGUCCUACGCUCAGAUCUUUGCGCAAGCUGCUCUCCGUAUGGCAGAGAAGGAGAUCGAGGACUUUGCAGGCGGCUGGCCAAGUUCCGAUGGUUUGGCAGAAGACCGAACUUUCCAUCCGCAAUUACCAACCCAUUUGCACCCGAUUCUGGCCCUGAUCGUCCUCAGUGUGUAUAACUUGUGCCAAUGUGGUAAUAAGUCACGUAUGCGGAUGCGCGCCAAUCAAGCGAUUACGACAGCCAUGGAUUAUUCGCUUCACCAACUCGACGAGGACGCAACAGAAGCACAACGUCGAGCAUGGUGGACUGCGCCUUGGUCGCUGUUACUAAAAGCCCAGGAUGCCAUCGUCUCUGUCUGCGCUGUGAUGCGUCCACUAACCGCAAAGAGCCAAACCGGCUCACCGGCACUGGAUCUCCGGGAGCAGGCCUGUCGCCUCGACAGACACAUACUAUCAUUGGCGGCAGACUGUGACCUGGAGUCGGAAGCAGCGGAAAACGAUCGAGCCGAAACCCUGGCCGCUUCGAGCCUGUGGAAGACUGCUUGUGCCAUGACACAUACUGCCCGAGUCAAGCUCCAUCGCUACAGAGCCUUCUCCGACAUUCCCAUCUUCCUGGAGAAGCAUUGCGACCUUACUUUUCUCAAGCUGGAUGCUUUUCCAUCGCAGACCGCCUCACUUCCGGCGCAGUCGGAUCUAGAUUCCAUCUUUCCAUUCACCCAGAACGAGUCAUCGGUCAUCUGCUUAAAGUCGUCCCUUACGAUUUCGCGUGCCCUAGCAGGCCUACCACACUCAGGAUACCUGCCUCUGCGUACAGCAGAGAUGGGCGAACCAAGAAUCAGCUCCGAUGCCAGAGGGUGUACCGGAUCCCUGCCACUUUUUAAAUGUGCCGUGAUGCAGGCCUCCUACGUGUUGUAUAUGCUGGUGCACCGGCUCCGGGCAGCGCUGUCAUCAAAACGCCUUUCGGUCUGCUAUCCACUUCUAAACCACCCGGAGCCUGUGACCGAAAUUCAAGACGCUAAGCGAUUGAUAGAGGAGCUCCGCAACGGGGCUCAUUCUAUGAUUGGCUGCAUGAAGCGGGAUAUGAUCUUUGAAGGCAUUGGCGACAUGAUACGUGAUCUCGACGCAGCCUAUUUCUCUCUGUUUCCGAACUAG
Molecule: messenger RNA, 1215 nt
Organism: Aspergillus fischeri NRRL 181
Lineage: Eukaryota; Fungi; Ascomycota; Eurotiomycetes; Eurotiales; Aspergillaceae
Exons: 3
Coding region: 1-1215 (404 amino acids)
Source: RefSeq, a predicted model, not a curated record